Molecule: messenger RNA, 1609 nt
Organism: Morone saxatilis (striped sea-bass)
Lineage: Eukaryota; Metazoa; Chordata; Actinopteri; Moronidae
Product: serine/threonine-protein kinase SMG1-like
Exons: 8
Coding region: 29-1591 (520 amino acids)
Biological process (GO): nuclear-transcribed mRNA catabolic process, nonsense-mediated decay
Cellular component (GO): nucleus
Molecular function (GO): protein serine/threonine kinase activity
Source: RefSeq, a predicted model, not a curated record
GGAGGAUUUGCAUUUGGAUGAGCGCAUUAUGCAGUUUUUGUCAAUUGUCAACACCAUGUUCACCAAGAUCAACCAGCAGGAGCAGCCGCACUUCCAUGCCCGCCACUACUCUGUUACCCCCCUUGGAACCAGAUCAGGACUUAUCCAGUGGGUGGACGGAGCCACACCACUGUUUGGCCUCUACAAGCGCUGGCAGCAGAGGGAGACUGUGCUGCAGACUCAGAAGGCCCAAGACUCAUUCCAGCAACAGCCAGUGCCUCCAGUGCCCCGCCCUAGUGAGCUCUAUUACAGCCGCAUUGGUCCAGCUCUAAAGGCAGUGGGGCUCAGUCUAGAUGUGACACGACGAGACUGGCCCCUGAGCGUCAUGAAGGAGGUGCUGAAAGAGUUAAUGGAGGCCACACCUUCCAACCUGCUGGCCAAGGAGCUGUGGUGUUCCUGCACCACACCCAGUGAGUGGUGGAGAGUCACUCAGUCUUACGCCAGAUCCACUGCUGUUAUGUCGAUGGUGGGGUACAUCAUCGGCCUUGGCGACCGCCACCUUGACAAUGUGUUGAUUGACAUGACUACUGGAGAGGUGGUGCACAUUGACUACAAUGUAUGCUUUGAAAAAGGGAAGAGCCUUCGGGUGCCAGAGAAGGUCCCAUUCAGGAUGACCCACAACAUUGAGACUGCUCUGGGAGUCACUGGCGUGGAGGGUAUCUUCAGGCUGUCCUGUGAACAGGUGGUUCAGAUGAUGCGUCGGGGCAGAGAGACCCUACUCACCCUGCUGGAGGCCUUUGUCUAUGAUCCCCUGGUGGACUGGACUGCUGGGGGGGAGGUGGGCUUUGCUGGUGCAGUGUAUGGAGGAGGAGGCCAACAGGCCGACAGCAAGCAGAGCAAGAGGGAGAUGGAGAGAGACAUCACACGCUCUCUCUUCUCCUCCAGGGUGGCUGAGAUUAAGGUAAACUGGUUUAAGAAUCGUGACGAGAUGCUGGCAGUGUUGCCACAAGUGGAAGAGGCAGUGGAGGAGUACUUGGUCCUACAGGAGCUGCUCUGCCAGGGGGAAAAACUACAAGCCAAACUUCAGGAGGAGAUGGCCUUCCUGGAGGGGGCCGAGAACCAUCCAGAUCAUCUAAUCCUCACCCUCGAGCAAAGGUACUCUGAGCACACUCAGCUGCAGUCACGGCAGCGGACUGUGCAGGAGGCCAUUCAGAGCAAACUGGCUGACCUGGACCAGUGGAUCACCCAGUACCAGGCAGCAUUUUCCAACCUGGAGGCCACCCAGCUGGCCAGCCUGCUGCAGGACAUAAGCAGUCCCAUAGAUCUUGGUCCUCCUAGCUAUGUACCAGCUACAGCCUUCCUGCAGAAUGCAGGCCAGGCCCACCUGAUCAGCCAGUGCGAGAGCCUGGAGGCAGAGGUCAGCUCCUUGCUGCAGCAGCGCCGCGGGGCCCUUCAUGGCUGCCUGGAGCAGCUGCACAGCUAUGCCACAGUGGCUCUGUUGUACCCACGGGCUACCGUGCUGCUCCAUCGCGCCCACCAGUGGAAGGCUUGGUUGGAGGAACUGCUGACAGACAUGACAGCGGAGCAAUGCCAGCACGUCUGCAGACAGUAAGAACUCCAGCAAGCUUUC